UGCUGCGUCACUGUCACCAUGUUUUAACACUAAAGCCACGGUACAUUCUGCACGUACUGCACCGUCCUGUGUUGUUGCAUAUUAGUGUUUGUACUCACUGUAGCGUCCCAGUACUUUAACACUGUCAUUAUAAACUUGUUUGCACUGAAAGCUUCUCCACAUGUCGUAACUCAACCAAAUUUUAGUCAUAAACUGUGGCCUAAACUACACGCAAACAGGCCUCUGCACUCUGACAGUGCUGGCAGAUCAAGUAGUCCAAACAGCGUGCAGAGAGAAGAAGUGCCUUUCAGACCAGAUGUCCUCGUCUUCUGUCGUCCUAAAUACAGGGGUUCAGAUGCCCCUCCUGGGUUUGGGGACCUACAAGUUGCGGGGCCCUGAAGAAGUGUAUCGGGCUGUGGAUGCUGCUCUGGCUGCUGGUUACCGGGCCUUUGACAGUGCAGCCGUCUACCGGAAUGAGGCCGACUUGGGCCAAGCGCUGAGGGAGCUCCUGCCUAAACAUGGCUUAACCAGAGAGGAUGUGUUCAUAACCAGUAAGCUGGGACCGAAGGAUCAAGGUGAAAGUGCCAUGGACGGUGCCCUCCACAGUCUGUCUCAGCUGGACUUGGGUUACAUCGACCUCUAUCUGAUCCACUGGCCGGGCACACAGGGCCUGGUGGUGGCUGACAAACGCAACCCAGGCAACCGAGCUCAGAGUUGGGCCACACUGGAGGAGCUGCAUCGCCAGGGGAAGCUUAAGGCUAUAGGAGUGUCAAACUACACCCCAGCACACAUGAGGGAGCUAAUGCAGAGCUGCAAAGUCCCUCCUGCAGUUCUACAGGUGGAGUUUCACCCACGGCUGUGCCAGUCAGAGCUGAGGAGUGUCUGUAAGGAGUAUGGGGUGUGUUUCCAAGCGUACUCCUCCCUGGGGCAAGGAGAGCUGGUCACUGAUCCUGCAGUAAUGGAGGUGGCAAAGAACUGCAAACGCACACCUGCACAGGUUUUAUUGCGCUGGGCGGUGCAGCAGGGUGUCCCGGUGCUGCCCAAGUCAUCAAACCCGGACAGGAUACAGGAGAACGCCAGACUUUUUGACUUCAGCCUGAACGACGCAGACAUGGACAGAUUGUCGUCUCUGGACUGUGACCACAAGUACUGCUGGGACCCGUCAGAGGUGGCCUGAAACACAAACUGAGACACAAACUCUGUUCUGUUCUCCACGAUGGCUGCUGUGUGGGGGAAUUACACAUGCAGCUUAGGUUUUUAAGCCGUACACACUCAGAUCAACUACUGUUAUUAUUGUUGCCCGUAUUCCACAACACACUGAGAGCCUUUUCAGUCAGCAUUUACAGGUUUUGUUGCCUGAUGAUGAAUUAUUCCUGUUUACAAAUCUCUUCUUGUGCCAUCAUUUUAAGACUAAAUCCAUGUUCGUCACAA
Molecule: messenger RNA, 1410 nt
Organism: Amphiprion ocellaris (clown anemonefish)
Lineage: Eukaryota; Metazoa; Chordata; Actinopteri; Pomacentridae
Exons: 6
Coding region: 296-1156 (286 amino acids)
Molecular function (GO): oxidoreductase activity
Source: RefSeq, a predicted model, not a curated record